ACAUUAAGUAGGCCUAGACUAUUAAGAUACAACUGGCUCUUUAAGGUACGACUAGUCCUUUAAUGUUAUGUCCUGACUGUGUUGUAGUGCGCUAAUUACCUACGUCCGUUGUGAAUGCAAAUGUGUAGGCCCUAAGCAUGUCAAAUCGUACCAGCAGACGACGCCGCGACUUCGACGAAGUAGGGCACCCAGAUAACGGAAAUGUCUAUCAUCCGGUGGUCAUGCUGCUUUUACCCAACAUUAUUCUUCGCCCUGGAUUCUGACAGUUGGUGUAGGUCUAGUAACGUGUUCUUUGCGUUUGCAGAGAUUGACAGCAGACUAAAAACUGAUCAACUCGUUGCUGUAUCGGGGCGUCCAGUUGAUAUAAAUAGCAUAAUAAGAUAACCGUGGGUCCUUGAACAUAGCCUGUUCACCGACCCAAUUUGAAAGAUCGGGUUUGUUUCAUUAUAAAAGCGGGUACUCGGUAUGCUGAGGUCUUUCUGUGCCUUGUCGCGGAGCGUGGCAGGACGAAGCGGCUGUAGAGGGAAUUCCAAGCCAAAGUCUAAGGAUCAGCUUUGUUGGCCAAGUGCUGGCCACGCCGGUUUCACGGACCCGUCCAAGAUGUCACAACAACGGUGUUCGAGUGGUGACCAUGACUACGAGAAUGCUGUCAAGCAGUUGUACCGCCUUCAAUCCAACGCUGAAGCCAUCAUGAAAGCCAGACAACAGAAAGACAAGACUCUCAAUAUCCCAAAUAUGGUGAAGUACCUCCAACGCUCUGGGCUUUCAAGAGGCCGACCUGCCGUCACGGUGGAGCACAAGCCGGAGGCCAUGAGCGUGGUGCUGGACAGAGCCAAAGAGAUACAGAGCCCUGUGUGCGUCUCGACCCCACUGUCCCGCGCCACCCUGGCCAGGUACAACAUCCAGCUGGGCAUCGCGGGAGAGAAACAGGUGGAGAAUGCCUCUUUGGCCGUGCAGCUGUUCCGUGCGUGGGAGAAGGAGAGGAGCAGAGACACGAUCUCAGAUGAUUGGUCGAACCCAAACGACAUUCAGUCCCCUGAUGAGAUUCCUCGUCUGGAGUCGGCAGAGCUUGAUGAACCCACGGUGAAAGGUAUCGGUGAAGGUCUGUGCUCCUGUGUGUGGCCGGGCCGCGCUCAGACAAUCAGACGACCGGCCUUGACCUACUAUCUGGACGGGGCUCACACUCUGGAGAGCAUAGAGGUUUGUUCCUCGUGGUUCAAGAAGGAGGCGGACCGGGAAGUUUCAUCUGUGAA
Aplysia californica (California sea hare) is the source of this 1253-nucleotide messenger RNA. RefSeq names its product folylpolyglutamate synthase, mitochondrial. Lineage: Eukaryota; Metazoa; Mollusca; Gastropoda; Aplysiida; Aplysiidae. Gene Ontology annotation, cellular component: cytoplasm; mitochondrion; cytosol. Gene Ontology annotation, biological process: tetrahydrofolylpolyglutamate biosynthetic process. The record is from RefSeq and is a predicted model, not a curated record. Gene Ontology annotation, molecular function: tetrahydrofolylpolyglutamate synthase activity; ATP binding.